This is a messenger RNA of Syngnathoides biaculeatus (alligator pipefish), 2067 nucleotides long. Its product is annotated as actin-related protein 3. The record is from RefSeq and is a predicted model, not a curated record. Bases 155 to 1411 code for a protein of 418 amino acids. Gene Ontology annotation, cellular component: actin cortical patch; Arp2/3 protein complex. Gene Ontology annotation, molecular function: actin filament binding. Lineage: Eukaryota; Metazoa; Chordata; Actinopteri; Syngnathiformes; Syngnathidae. The transcript has 12 exons. Gene Ontology annotation, biological process: Arp2/3 complex-mediated actin nucleation.
CUGUGGGAACCCGGAAGCGCUCAUCCGUCGAUUGUGGCGGCUGCUGCUGAGUCCAUUGAGGCAGCGGCGAUUUAAAAUAACCUGCAAUCGGCACGUCCGUCGGAAUCGGGCACCCGGGCUAUUAACCUCGCAUUUGGCUGGAAGGCGAGCGAGCAUGGCUGGUCGACUGCCGGCUUGCGUUGUGGACUGUGGCACAGGGUACACAAAGCUUGGUUAUGCUGGAAACACGGAACCCCAGUUCAUUAUGCCAUCAUGCAUUGCAAUCAAAGAGUCAGCCAAGGUUGGCGACCAGGCACAGCGGCGGAUGAUGAAGGGUGUUGAUGAUCUGGAUUUUUUUAUUGGGGAUGAAGCCAUCGAUAAACCGUCAUAUGCAACAAAGUGGCCAAUUCGUCAUGGAAUAGUGGAAGACUGGGACCUGAUGGAGAGAUUCAUGGAGCAGGUCAUCUUCAAGUAUCUGCGGGCAGAACCUGAAGAUCAUUACUUCCUUUUGACAGAACCACCAUUAAACACACCAGAAAAUAGAGAGUAUACAGCAGAGAUCAUGUUUGAGUCUUUCAACGUCCCAGGUCUCUACAUUGCUGUUCAGGCUGUCCUGGCGCUGGCAGCCUCCUGGACGUCCCGGCAGGUCGGCGAGCGGACACUGACGGGGACAGUGAUCGACAGCGGCGAUGGCGUCACCCACGUUAUCCCAGUGGCUGAAGGUUACGUCAUAGGCAGCUGCAUCAAGCACAUCCCAAUUGCGGGCCGCGAUAUCACGUACUUCAUCCAACAGCUGUUGAGGGAGCGAGAGGUGGGAAUCCCUCCUGAGCAAUCCCUGGAGACGGCCAAAGCUGUCAAGGAGCGCUUCAGUUACGUCUGCCCUGACCUUGUAAAGGAGUUUAACAAGUACGACACAGACGGGUCCAAGUGGAUAAAGCAGUACACAGGUGUCAAUGCCAUCACCAAAAAAGAGUUCCAGAUAGAUGUGGGCUAUGAGCGCUUCCUCGGACCAGAGAUAUUCUUCCACCCCGAGUUUGCCAACCCAGAUUUCACACAGCCAAUCUCGGAGGUAGUGGAUGAGGUCAUUCAGAAUUGCCCUAUAGAUGUCCGCCGCCCUCUUUACAAGAACAUUGUGCUCUCUGGAGGCUCCACUAUGUUCCGAGACUUCGGUCGACGCCUGCAGAGGGAUCUCAAGCGCACUGUGGACGCACGGCUGAAAAUCAGCGAGGAACUGAGUGGUGGCAAGUUAAAGCCAAAACCCAUUGAUGUGCAGGUCAUCACACAUCACAUGCAGCGAUACGCUGUCUGGUUCGGGGGCUCCAUGUUGGCAUCCACACCCGAGUUCUACCAAGUAUGCCACACCAAGAAAGACUAUGAGGAAAUCGGUCCAAGUAUAUGCCGCCACAACCCCGUGUUCGGGGUCAUGUCUUAAGGCAUGGGGGCCGUGUUGAGUGGAGCUGGAGGGGAAAUGGAGAAAGCAAAUUUGUGGCGGUCUCAUGAGCCUUUGGUGCGCCGAUAGACCUCUUCAUUCAGAUCGAGUGACAGCGGACCAAACAAGCUGCCACCAAUGGGAGCGACGUCCUCCAUCAAUUAGAAGGGACAAGCAACAACUCCAGUCGCGUUUCCUGCAAGUAAUUUAAUAAUCGCUGGUAAAUAUUUAAUUUGUGCUCACAGCGUUGCAACAUGGCGAACGCGACAUAAGUCUGCUUGAACAAACCUGCGUCAGCAUGUCUGUCAGGAGGUGGGACUAAAUAAAAGAUGAGAAAAGAAAUGUGCAAUAUUUUCCUUCAAAAAAUGUUGGAACAAGAAUAAUUCCUAACACUUCAAUACAAAGAAUUAGUGAUAAAGUAGAUGAAUAAUAAGUCUUUCUGAUGUUGGGGAGGGACAUAAUCACCAUGAUGAGCCGAGCAGCCAGCCAUUCUCCAAUGCAGUUGUCUAUGGCAAAAUCAACAUCACUCCGCUCCUGAACUUCUUCUUUUUCCGGCAGACAUCUUAAAACCAGUUGCACUCAUGUACUAACGUAGAGUAGCACUUUUUGAAUCCAGGUGUCAUUGCUGCCAUUCCAAUAAAAGUUGAGAUGUUUUGACA